UACUCCAACAAGGCCACACCUCCGAAUAGUGCCACUCCCUGGGCCAUGAGUAUUCAAACCACUACAGAAUUUUAGGCAUUUUCUAUUGUUUCAUCCCUUCGGGAUAAUAAUAUAUUUUAGCUGCAGGUGUCAUAAUUUUAUAUGAGUAGACCCUCAGAAAUGGAAGGGACACUGAUUUUACUUGUUGGUGCAGGAGACCCAAGACUCGCCUCGUCCCAACCCUAGCUCCAGGAGUAUGUAACUCCAUUCUCAUAGUUAUUGAGACACCUAUUGUGGAGUCUGAAAGUAUUAUUUAAAAUGGAUGUUACAUAUAGCCACUUUGGUAUUCAAGAACGCUGAUCAGGUAUAAGGAAUGAUCCAGCAUAUUCAUGUUUCCUAUUGUCCCCAUUCCUUGUCUAAAUUAUAAAGGCAGUUUGACAAUGUUCCAUGAAGUCUAACCAUAGUAAAAAAAAAAUCCAUGUUAAAGAAAUUAACAUUCUCAUAAAUGACUUUUUUAUUGAGGAGAAUAAAAGCCCACCCUGAAUAUAACCCAUGAAACUCAGAAGAUGGGGAAAUGAGGAUGCUCCGAAAUAGGUUACAGUCGUCCCUCUAAAUCAUCCCUUCAUGCUCGGUGACAAGAAAGUACCAAGGCAAUUUGGCUGGUUAAGAAAUUUAUAUAUGAGCAUAAUAUUAUGGCACCGAAACAAAGGGCAUACUUUUAAACAUAUCUGCAUUUCAAAGCUUUAGAAAUAAUUAAAUAUUCCAAUCUCAUGAUGAAUGGAGCAAUAAAGGCUUUAUGUGAGUUUUUGCAUACUCAAUUCAAAUCUAUUUUUUGCAUCUUAUGAAACUCUUUUAUUAUGAUGAACUCUUUUGGAAAUCCCUUUUAACGCCCAUCCCCUAAGUCCUACUUUAAAAUGUUUAUGUUUACAGAGUGCAUAAUUAUGUAGUGUAUUAAUGAAGAAGACAGUGACAUGCAUCGGAUCUCUACAGGAAUAGUAGUGAAUCUGGAAUAAUGUGGAAAACAGACAGUGUGCCCAUGGGAAAUCCAAUAUGCUGUAUGUCCAUCUUUUCCUUGUCAGCCUAUAAAGGAGGGAGGGAGCAUAGUGACAGGGAAAUGGUAGUUGACAGGUUCAAACAGGAAGUAAAAGUGGUUAAUUUGUAGAUCUCAUUAUUUUCCAUGUAAGUUAUAAACUAAUUUCAAUUGUGUCUGUGAGGUCGGCUUCAGAGGCUGUGAACUUGAUGGAAUGCUUUCAUCAUUCCGUCAGGUUUUAGUGACAUUUCAUUUCAGAUACAGGGCUGUGGAAUUAAACCAAAAAGUAGAGUCAAAAAAUGUUAGAAUAGCUAUAAUAGACUCAAAUUUAAAUAGGUGUAUGGAUGAAAAGUGCUUCAUUUUUGUUUGAUGAGAGGAUCAGUACAGACCGUAAAGUAGAAUUAGUAAAUAAUUCCAUCGGUAAGCAUAAAUACUAAGCGAAGAUGUUAAGAGAGAUGUUGGCUGAUAAAGAAUAUGUGGUUGGUAUACAAUGGUUCAGACUAGAAUCAUGUCAUGUAUAUAUAAAUAUUGAACCUGAUCAUUAAAUAGUCUCUUAGGUCUGGCAUCUCAAAGGGUUUCUAAUGACCAGCUUUAUUUCCCCCAGCUAUCGCUGUAAUAAUUGUACCUUGUUAAAGUCAGCUCCUACCAUGUGGGGGUGGGAACCCCUAGACUCAUGGCUUGCAGACAUGAAGAACAACAGCAGGCACACAGUGGGUGGGCUGACUUGGGAUAUUGUAGAAUUCUGUCCUCAAAAUUGCAGCCUGUCAGAGAUGAAGGUUUGACACAGCUGAGGAAUCUUGCCUUAAGUUAUAACUGAAGAGUGUGAAAGUCCCUCACAUUCAAAGUUUCUAGUUCCCAGCGUCCAGCAGGAAAGGCUGUGAGUACUUAAGGUUCAGAAGGUUUCAACAUUGGUGGUCGAUGAUGGGGUGAUGCACCUGAAAUUUCAUAAGGAAGAAAGCUGACUUGCAAAUGGCCUGGUGUUCCUUCUCAGUAGCUGGGAGACAAAGGUAAUGGUUAAAUAUUGAUGUAUUUUUGGUUUUAGCUUUCCUUUGCUAUAGAAUAAAAAACUGAAUACUCAAAAAGUAUGACUGAGCUAUGUUAUUUGAAGCUUAUUCUUUUUAUUGAGGGAUAUAACAUUCAUUUUUAUUUUCUUUGCUCUGUGUGUGUGUGUGUGUGUGUGUGUGUGUGAGUGAGAGAGAGAGAGAGAGAGAGAGAGAGAGAGAGAGAGAGUUUGUAUGUGUGACAGCAUGUAUGUGUAGAGGUUAGAAGCCUACAUGUGAGAGCAUGUUCUUUCCUUCCAUUGUGUGGGUGUGGCAUGUUGACUUCAGGCCAUGAGGCUUGGUGGCAAAGGUUUCUACCCACUGACCCACCUCCACAGCCUGAGAAUUAAUAUUAUUUUUAAAAAAGAAUAAUAGGCAAUAAAAGUAUUUCAUUUGUUUUAAUAUUUGUAAGUCUUAGUUGUUAAAUCAAGGCACCAUGGAUUGAGAGUGAUCAGUGAUAAGCAAUUAUUAAAUGAUGGCCCAUCCCCAGUAACUGUGUCCAUAGCCACCUUCACAGUCUCUUCCCUAUCAGCCUAGCUGGCGUGGGAUAAUAGGAAUUAAUGGCAGUUCGGUGACCAGGAAAUAAUAUUUGGUAAAAGUGAAGGAAUUUUGCAGAAGCAAUUAAGAAUCCUAAUCAGUGGACCUUAUAUUAAUCAAGGGGAGACUAUGGAGGGUGGCUGGGAAUUAAUUAGAUGGAUCCUCUAAAAUAGUCUAGAGGUCGGACACAGACAAGGUCAGGGAAUUCUAGAUACAGAGAGAGUCUCCUGCUGAUGUUGAAGUGAAUCGCUCCACUUAGUGAGAAGGCUAGGUGGCUACUAUGAAAGAGUGGCCUUUAGGAGCUGAUGUGUCCCUUAGCUGUCAGCUGGACAGAAAAUGAGCCACUUGGUUCUAGAUCCUUGAAGACAGAAGCCUCGCAAGAGUUAAGGGACUCAGAAGGACGUUCCAUAUCCUAAAUGGGAAUGCAGCCCCAAAAAGCAAGUGAUAACACAUAGACCUGUGAGAUGAAGAGCAGCUACUCUGUGGCAAGACUUCUAAUCUCAGAAGGUCUGGCAUAAUGAAUAUAUGGAGUCCUCAAAGUUGAUCAUAUGUGACAUCCGUUGACAAAUGUCACCAUCAAAAACACAGUGGAAAAAAAUUGUUUUAUCGUAUAGCAUACAAGUCUCAUUGGUCCAUGCACAUCAGGUUAUGUCAACGCUGGAAGAAAGAUGUUUAAUAGAAUAUGUAAUAGAUACUUUUUUUCUAAAAAAAUUAAAAUUAAGACUUCGUUGCAUUGAGGACAUUAUAGCCUUUUGCCUUUCAAUAGUGUGUUUUGAACUGUGUGAUCUAUUUGCAUGUGUGCUGGAAUGUAAAGACUCUUCACUCAGUAAACCUGAGUGUGGAAGUUUAGAAUGAAUGUGCAUAGCUUAGGCUGCCGUGUUGGAUUCUGCCCUCCCGUAAGCGUCUGGAGAGCAGGGUUUCUGUCUGGGAUGCUCUACUGUCUCCUGGCUGGCCUCUUGCAGUCAGCCCUUCCUUUGCACAUGCUUCAGUCUGUAAAAAGAAGGUGCUCCUGCUUACACCAGCUCCUUCACAGGACUGCCUGAAUCUCCAGUGACAGUGGCUGGGAGGGAGCUCUGCGACAUCACAGAGCUCAGGUUAUCUCCAGGUCGUCUUCCAUAGCUUGGCCUUACAGCGUGCUUAGAAUUCUAGAGAUGUCAGCUUGGAAAAAGAAGAAAGCAGUUUUGGGUUUUAACAAUUACGUUCAUGCAAAACAUCUUUUCUUUUUCCUGGACCGCGAAGAUGAAAACAUUUGAAGAGUGUUCUCUUCCCUGCAUUUUAUGCUUAACCCUCAGACUGACAUCCACAGGAUCUGGAACCACUGACGAUCACAGGAGACCAAACCACUCCUAUGACAAGUAUACAUUGAAAUAGUUUUUUUUUUAAAGCGUCCUUUUUAGUUUUAAAAGCACAGAAGGCAUCAUUUUAUGUUACAUAAAGUAACUAUAUAAAUCGCAUUAGUUUUGACUUCUGUGGGAAUUAAAUGAAAGGUUUCCCUGGAGUAUGAUAGCUUUGUUGUCCAACAGCACUUUUGAUUUAAGAAAUCUCUUUUGAUUUAACAAAUUUUGAAUGGGUCUCCUUUGUACACCAAACUUUUCUUCUAACUCAUAGAGACCAUGACUGAUGUCCUGUUAGCUUGAAUCAUCUGUGCAGUCUCACUGGCUAUUGAUUCAACUAGAAACCAAGCUGAUUCCGUCUUACUUUUUGUGGUGGUCACUGAAUGACUCAUUCACUCAUUAUUCAUUCAUUAAUAAAUAUUUUUUCUUUUCUGUUUAUUGUGGUCUUUGGUCUAUGUGUGAUCAUGAUUUUUUUGGGGGGCGGUGGGGGGAGUGGUGGACAAGAAUAUAUGGAUCACAGAUAAAGUCAGUUUUAAUUAGUUUUAGGUUUUAAAGGAUGAUUUAGCUAUCUCAACUUAAUCUCGAGGUUUCAGAAAGGAAGGGCACAUGUAGAAUAUGAGAUGCUUAUGAGAAAAAUGAUGUUGACCAACACACAUGUGUCUUCACACAUGCACUCACUCACGCACACGAGCACACACAUGCAUGCACACACAACUCCUUCCUGUUCUGCACCUGUCUUUGGUGAAUUUUCAUGACUACUGUGUUGUUUACUUGAGCUUUCAAAGGGAUAAUCUUUCUCUUAAUUACCAUGUUACCAUUUGGGUCCUUCUUGCAGGUAGAUCUACAGAAGCACAGUCAGUCCUGCUCCAAGCCAGGGAGAGGACCUUGUGAUGAAAGAUAGUAUAAAGUGUGAGACAGAGAGUCAGUAUUCAUACUGGCCAAGCCAAACAGCUUGCAAUAUAUUCUCAUGCCUAGUUGCCUUUCACAGAAAGAUGUAUUAUUUCCUGUCAUCCCUGAUCACAAAAGUGAUUUGAAACUAAAUUUUAUGAAGAAAUUAUUUCGCCUUUGAGUAAUUCUCCACUGGCCUAUGGUAGUUGAGUGUGAAAUAGAGAAUGCGGUUGUCAAAGUAAAAGAAAAUGCAUUUGAUUGGCUCUGGCUUUCUGGAGUGGAGACCAGGAGAAAUAUUCUUCUCUAGGGAAGAGCACACCAACUGGUUAUCCAAUACCAAAUGGUCAGUUCUGAAAACACACACUAAUAAAAUUAUGCAGACCGAGAGGCUGUACUUAAUAGUGUGAUCACACACACACACACACACACACACACACACACACACACACACACACACACGAAGCCACAAAUUUGAAAACGGAGCAAGGCAGAGUACAUUGGAGUAUUUGGAGGGAAGGAAGGGGAAAGGAAAGGGAGAAAUUAUAUAAUUAUAAUCUCAAAGAUAAAAGAAAAAUGUUUUAAAAAAAUCACAAAGAAAAUAAGUAAAAGAAAAAGAUAAAUAUCUUUUGUCAUUCUUUAAACAACUGGAUCUUGUUUAAUUUUCACUCAUGUAUCUUCUGCAGGAAGUUAUAUGAACCCUCUUGCUGUGAGGAAACAUGAUGGUGGAUCAUUGUAGCUUCGGCAGCUCUGUAGUUAAGAGUUCAGCAUAGGAACUGAAUUGGUCUGCAGUCUUCCAGUAGCAAUAUCCAGCUUUUAGACAGUCAUUGUUCAGCUUCUUUGACUCACUUCUCAGUUUUACAAAACAAGUCUGGCAUAUGUUAGGUAAAGAACUAAAGUCUCCUGGACAAUCUGUGCUUAAUGCACUCUAUAGUAUCUUAUAGACGACUGUGUGCACCACCGUGCUGAAUCACCAGGGUAUCUAGAAAUACUUUCCUCUGUGCCCUGAUAGCUUUGCUCAUCAUAGGCAUGGCUAUCAGUUUUUCUCAAAUCACUCCUUAAAAAAUAUCAGUUUUCAUUUUAUCAGUUACAGAAGGGUGAACAGUGAUGGUUGGGGAAGUUGGAUUUAGAGAUAGCAGUUCUAAAUUGCUCAUUUCGAUCUCUACAAAUCUCAUAUCAUUCAUUUAAGGCAACAAAAUGUCAAUCAAAUAUGAGAGAUCAAAUGCAGAGAUUAAAGUGAACGUGGAAAGGAUGAUCAAAGAUUUAGGAUAUUUUUCCCCCCUGAAACUGGGUUUCUCUGUAUAACUCUGGCUGACCUGAAACUUGUUCUGUAGACCAGACUGGCCCUCUGCUCAGAGUCUACCUACCUUAUCCUUGUUUGUGGUGGGAUUAAAGGCAUGUUGCCCCCACUGUCUUGAUAGGGUAACAUUUUAAGGGUAGCAAGAAGUCAUAAAAUCUAGAGAUUGCCAUAAAUAUAUCCAUGUUUUAAUCCCACUAUGGAGUAGAGGUCACAUGAAAAGGAAAAGAAUUGUUAAAUGAAAAUAAUAAAUGAUUAUUGGGCGGAACACAUAAUUUAAUAACCCAGUCCUUUCCAGCUGGACUUUUGAAAAGACACACGCAAAAGGUAUCAGCUGUUAAUCACAUGGGGAUCAUAAUUAAGAUUACACUGUGAAGGCAGCCAUCAUCUCAGCCUUGAUUCUGCCAUUCUGGAGUCAUCAGUGAACAAAGUAACUCAUUAGCUUCUGAGUUACCUCAUUCACUUUUCUUCUUUCUUACUCUUGUGUUUACCUUUUAGGUCUUCCCCCCCCCCCCCCCCCCCGUGGUUCCAUGGCUUAAACACAUGCAUACCAGAACAACGCUCCACCAUUUAGCUUCAUUCCUGGCCCCAAUUAUAACAGUUUAUGAAGAGGAAAGAAUGUAGUCUCUUUUCUGAUGCCUCAGGAAAAUGGUAGAUUUUAAACACCUGUAUACUUUUGUGCUUUAUUUACCAACGGUAUUCUUAGAAAAAUAUUUCUUGAGAUCCUUCCUGCUUCCCCUCCCAUCUAGAGGAAUUGGAGAGAGGGAAAGUCAUAAUUAGAAUAUAUUGUAUGGAAAAGAAAACCAUUUUUAGUAAAAAAAAUUGAUUAGUGGUAAUUACAAAAAUAUUUUUUAUUUUUUGAGAUUUUAAUAUGAUGACAUAAUUGCUCCUUAUCUUUCUUCCUCCAAACUGUACCAUAUAUGCCUCUGUGAUCUUUUUCAAAUUCAUGGCCCCCUUUUCAAUUAAUUACCAUCUGUAUUAUUUUCACAGAUAAAAAGAUUGUGUAUGUAUCUAUGUUUCCUGUUAAAUAGAAUCAAAAGAAGAAAACAAAAAUACAAGAAAUCACAAAGCAAAUAGCCACCCAUAAUUCCCUGCUUGCAGACAUCCUUGUUUGAUGUACCCUGAUUCAUAUCUUUCAAGAAAAGCCCACAUCUGAGCUCACAAGUCAUUAUGUUCUGAAAAUUAAAUUGCACCAAAACACAUUUGUUUCAGUCUUGCUUAAGAACACAGACAGAAAGAGACACUUAUGCGUGAAUAUAGGCUCACAUUGCAGCUUCCAUAGUUACGAUAUUUCAUAAGAGAUGGAGUUACUGAAUCGUCGCCUGCUUUUGAGCGCUGUCUUGGGAGUCUGUGAAUGGCAGCAGUGGGCGAACAACUGUUAGCAACAUGGCUGUCACAGCGGGACUCCUUGGCUAGUGCGUCAGGUCUGCCAGUGAUGGAUGAGCAUUCUUGGUUUAUUGCUUUUGCUUCUUUGUUCUUCAUUUUGGUUUCCAUCACAACCUUUUGCCUGGAGACACAUGAAGCUUUCAAUAUUGUUAAAAACAAGACGGAGCCCGUCAUCAAUGGCACCAGCCCGGUCCUCCAGUACGAAAUCGAAACGGAUCCCGCCCUGACGUACGUGGAAGGAGUAUGUGUGGUGUGGUUUACGUUUGAAUUUUUAGUCCGAAUUGUUUUCUCACCCAAUAAACUUGAAUUCAUCAAAAAUCUCUUGAACAUCAUUGACUUUGUGGCCAUCCUCCCCUUCUACCUAGAGGUGGGACUCAGCGGGCUGUCCUCCAAAGCGGCCAAAGAUGUGCUCGGCUUUCUCAGGGUGGUUAGGUUUGUGAGGAUCCUGAGAAUCUUCAAGCUCACCCGCCAUUUCGUAGGUCUGAGGGUGCUCGGACAUACUCUUCGGGCGAGCACCAACGAAUUUUUGUUGCUGAUCAUCUUCCUGGCGCUGGGAGUUUUGAUAUUCGCUACGAUGAUCUACUACGCUGAGAGAGUAGGGGCUCAGCCCAAUGACCCUUCAGCUAGUGAGCACACGCAGUUCAAAAACAUCCCCAUUGGUUUCUGGUGGGCCGUAGUGACCAUGACUACCUUAGGUUACGGGGAUAUGUACCCCCAAACAUGGUCAGGGAUGUUGGUGGGGGCCUUGUGUGCCCUGGCCGGAGUGCUGACAAUAGCCAUGCCUGUGCCUGUCAUUGUCAACAAUUUUGGAAUGUACUACUCCUUGGCAAUGGCGAAGCAGAAACUUCCAAGAAAGAGAAAGAAGCAUAUUCCUCCUGCCCCUCUGGCAAGCUCGCCUACAUUUUGCAAGACAGAAUUGAACAUGGCUUGCAACAGUACCCAGAGUGACACAUGUCUGGGCAAAGAAAACCGGCUUCUGGAACAUAACAGAUCAGUGUUAUCAGGUGACGACAGUACAGGAAGUGAGCCGCCAUUAUCACCUCCAGAAAGGCUCCCUAUCAGACGCUCUAGUACCAGAGACAAAAACAGAAGAGGGGAAACGUGUUUCCUGUUGACGACAGGUGAUUACACGUGCGCUUCUGAUGGAGGAAUCAGGAAAGGAUAUGAAAAAUCCCGAAGCUUAAACAACAUAGCGGGCUUGGCAGGCAAUGCUCUGAGACUCUCUCCAGUAACGUCCCCCUACAACUCUCCGUGUCCUCUGAGGCGCUCUCGGUCUCCCAUCCCAUCUAUCUUGUAAACCAAACUGCAUCAAUCGGCUAAAUUCUAUCAAUACAACCAACUACUGUUUACCCUGUAAUGGAAACAAUCAACUGUAGAGUUUCUCCAGGCUCCAUUAGUAACAGUGUAGCUCCUGCAUGAUAUUACUAUUUGAAGUCAGAAAUGCUACGCAAGUAGCUAAAACAUCUUAUCCUGGCUUUAAAGAUGAUCUAAAGUAGUGCUACUACUCAAGACAAGUUGCCCCAGUUUCCUUUUGCAAUACAGUGACCAAUAGUGUCAGAUAUUGGCCAGUGCACUAAUGCAUAAGCCAUAUCUUCAGGGAGACUUUAAUAGUGUGCUUCUAAAUGCCAGCCACCUUUCUGGACCUUCAUUUCUUGUGACUCCAAACCAUUCUGAAGAUGUCUGGGAUCCUAUCUAGAUCGCAUAGGACAUGACUUUGGUCAGUUCAUUGGCAUGGACCAUCUUGUCUGUAUCACCUGAAUACAAUGUUGUAGAGUCCUGGGACUGGAUGGCUCAGGAUACAUGUACUUGCUUCAAACCAUCCUGCAAAUGUGAAAUCGCUGGGAGCCUGUUCUGCAUGUUGAAUUGUGGGGCAGGGAGGGGUGCCUUUCUCCUUGCUAUUCCCCACCCCUUCUUUGAUAGAAGUAUUUACUUUAAAUACCUUAAUUUUUCGAUUGAUUUCUUUUUUUUUUUUUAUAAAAAACAAACAAAUGCUGUAUUGGUGUUCUGAAUGUUUUUGGUUGUUUGUAUACACAGAUAACUGCAAAGAGGUUGUCAUUACUGGUUACACGCAAGCCGAGGCCAGAUCUCUUACUUAAUGACUUGGGGAAGGCACAAAACAUGAAAGAAAGGUAACAGCUAACCAGGCUUGCAUUGUUUAGCCAAGAAUCGCUGCUUGGUACUAGAGCCAUUCCCCCCCCCCCCCUUUAAGUCCUAGAAUUUGUCAUUAUUUUUAGAGGUAGAGUGCCAAAUAUUACCCAAAGCUUUUGUCUUUUUUUUUCUUGCCUCUUUAUUUUUAUUUAUUAUUUUGUGUGAACAUUAAAAGUUACUGGUGUUCACCGGAGGCUUUUUUGACUAGCCUUAAGAUUUGCAUCAAAGGACUAACCAGAAUUUUCAGGCUGUGUUUAAUCAGGUGCUUCGUCCCGUGUGUUGUCUCCAUCUGUCUGUCUUAGCUCCCUGUCUUAACUCUAUAUGCUGUCUCCAUAGAGGGUAGACGUGCCCUGAUUGUCUCUUUGAACUCCCUACCUCCUACCCAUGUCUUCUUGUAUGCAAAACUAAUGAUGCUGUGUAGACUACCUAGAUUAAUAGGCACUGUGAAUAUUUUUUUCCAUGAGCAGGACCGAAGCAGCAAUUCACCAUAGUUCUCUGUUCCUUAUGGCAGUGCUGGUUUCUACUGCCUAGCAAUCAGCAUUCACCAGUACGUUCCAGGAACCAUCCCUAGGGAGUCUUUUUUAUUUAUUUAUUUAUUUUCAGUCUGGAGGGAAGAUAGUCUGUUUACACAUCCCUACCAAAUGCUGUAGCAAUAGUGUAUCUGAUAUUUUGGGUAUGCGAAGGAAGGAAAAUGCCAUAAUAUAAUCUCAGCCUAGACUUUAACUUUCAAUGAAUUGAUCCUUACGCGUGUUGAUGAAUUCCUGAUUCUCAUGUUUAUUUUUGAUAGAAAGGCAAUUGUCACUUGUGUUAUUGGAUAGAGACGUGUGUUAGUCUCCAUUCCCAAGCCCUAGAGCAUGAGCUGCAUGUCAAGAGAUCUUGUACAGCAAUGCAUUUACCCAGACGUAAAUACUCGAAAUUUAGAGACUCCACGAUUCUUUUGAUAACACCAUUCGUAGAAUGCUGUGAGUACUCAGAGAUUUACGGUAAGGAAUUAACAUGCUGUCUGGUGCUGCUGUUAUUGACUGCAGUGUUGUACAGAAUUUAUCAUGGAUUUUUGACUGCUGAAAAAAAAGGACAUUGAGAUUUAGCCAUUCCAAGGAUUGUACCAGAAAACUUCUGCUACCGAAUGUAACCCGAUGUGACCCGUUUGUUUCCAGAAGAGGUCCCGCAUCUUAUGAGGCAUUUAAAGCUUAUAAAAGGGACUGUGGCUGGAACUGAGAUGGUGCUCGCCAUGGGAAUAUUCUGCUUGUCGACAGACCUGAGUCCACGGAACAGCUGUAAAUACCAACCGUGUGCAUGGACCUGCCCACUCUCACCGUCUCAUAGACAGUGAGACGCCACAGACAUCAGACGGUGAGACGUCAGACGGUGAGACGCCACAUUCAUGGUCAGCGUCUGUGGGGCUUCAAGGAAUGCCCGCAAGGCUCUGAAUGGCUCCUCUCAGGCUCACGGUGGUUUUGGAGUGAAUUACAGAGGGCAGUGAAUCCGAUGUAGUAUAGGUCUGUUUUCAUUUCUCUUAUUUGUACAUUACGUGUUGGAUAUCCAAACACUGAUUGCCUCAUUUUCUUGCAAACCGCUUAUAGAUCAGCGUGUCGACUGUGUUGUAAACUUCUAGUGUCUACAUAGAAAUCUAACCAUUUCUUGGUCACGUGUUCAUUUAGUUCUGGAAGGCUGUUACUAUCUAGAAGAAAGUCAUCAACAGUGUUCAUAGUUUUAAGUCUUUUGUCCUUGUUACCUCAAUUAUAAAUAUUAAAAAGUAUAAAUUCUGGCAAUGAGAAUAUUUUUUUAUUAAAUGAUUAAGGAAAAUGUCAGUAUAUAGUAGAAUAUUAUCAAAUUAUAUCCUAAAAUGUCUAUUUUGCAUAAAAGAGAUAUUCUUCAACCAAUUACUUUUUUUUUUUGUGAGCUUUGUGGCUAACGAAGCGUGCAUUUGUCCUUAUCACUGCUGUAGUUGAAACUGUAUAAGAGUUUUUCAUCUUGCUUAAUCAAUAUUUCCAGAAUCUAAUAGUUCCCCUGGGAUUCUGAAUAUACUAUAUAGCCUAACUAUAACCCCCCUGUAUCGUGUACCUUUUGUGACCAUCUCAAGGUGCAUGCCUAACCUUCUGAUAAGCCAAUGGACAUGUUACUAACUGAAGUGAAGAAUAAAAGUCAACUGAUCUGGGGAUAGACUUGAAUCCUAUGUGAUUAAAUGAUUCAUACCCUU
Mus musculus (house mouse) is the source of this 11836-nucleotide messenger RNA. It is a transcript of the gene Kcnc2, whose product is annotated as potassium voltage gated channel, Shaw-related subfamily, member 2. Gene Ontology annotation, cellular component: axon; synapse; presynaptic membrane. The record is from RefSeq and is a predicted model, not a curated record. Lineage: Eukaryota; Metazoa; Chordata; Mammalia; Rodentia; Muridae. Bases 7457 to 8785 code for a protein of 442 amino acids. The transcript is spliced from 4 exons. Gene Ontology annotation, molecular function: voltage-gated potassium channel activity; monoatomic ion channel activity. Gene Ontology annotation, biological process: transmembrane transport; potassium ion transport; regulation of presynaptic membrane potential.